ACACACACACAGGGAUAGAAGGAGCCCGAUGUACCUGUCCGUCCAGUGUCUUUAGCGGAGGGCCAAAUAUUUGACACAGGUUCCUGCUUAAGUACGCGGUGUAAAAAUGGACUUUACCGUGUUAAAAAGCGCAGGAGACGAAUAGAAACCUGCAAAGUCCAAACGUGACGCCAUGCUUUCCUUUCUACGCUCAGGGAAGAGCCAUCCUCCUGAGGAGCUCCACAUCACCCCUCUGCCCCCCUCUGGCCCCCCUGCCCCAACACAACAACACGAGCCAGGACCCAGCAGGGAAGAAGGAGGAAGCUUGGUGGAGGACAAAGGCGUGAUCCAGACAACCUCCUCUGUGUUUUUCCAGAAACAAAAUGAACCCAUCCACAGCACCUACUUCGACGAGAAGAUCCCAGUACCACAGGACAGCAGCCAGACUGUAUUUAGUCUCCGUAAGCUGUGGGCCUUCACUGGACCUGGGUUCCUCAUGAGCAUCGCGUAUCUGGACCCUGGAAACAUUGAGUCCGACCUGCAGUCUGGAGCCAAGGCCGGCUUUAAGCUCCUUUGGGUGCUGUUGGGUGCCACCAUCAUCGGGCUCCUGCUGCAGAGGCUGGCAGCUCGUCUGGGCGUGGUCACGGGCAUGCACCUGGCAGAAGUGUGCCACCGGCAGUACCACACCGUUCCUCGUGUGGCCCUGUGGCUGAUGGUGGAGUUGGCCAUCAUCGGCUCAGACAUGCAGGAGGUCAUCGGCUGUGCUAUAGCCUUCAGCCUCCUCUCCUCCGGCAGAAUUCCUCUCUGGGGUGGAGUCCUCAUCACUAUUGUAGACACAUUUUUCUUCCUCUUUUUGGACAAAUAUGGUCUGAGGAAACUGGAGGCUUUCUUUGGGCUCCUCAUCGCUGUGAUGGCUGUUACCUUUGGAUACGAGUAUGUGACAGUAGCUCCAGACCAGGUCUCUGUACUUCGGGGCAUGUUCGUUCCCUCCUGUGACGGCUGUGGAUCUGCUCAGCUCCUUCAGGCCGUGGGCAUCGUCGGAGCAGUUAUCAUGCCCCAUAAUAUAUACCUCCACUCAGCCCUGGUCAAGUCCAGAGAAGUUGACCGUUCAAACAAAGAGGAGGUGAAAGAAGCAAAUAAAUACUUCUUUAUCGAGUCGUGUUUGGCUCUCUUCGUGUCCUUCAUCAUAAACGUGUUUGUAGUCUCUGUGUUCGCUGAAGCUUUCUACGGACAGACCAACCUGCAGGUGUACAACAUCUGUAAUAGCUCUGGCAGUCUUCAUCUGGACCUCUUUCCUCUCAACAACGAGACUUUGGAGGUGGAUAUCUACAAAGGGGGGGUGGUCCUCGGUUGUUUCUUCGGCCCUGCGGCGCUGUACAUUUGGGCUGUGGGUAUCCUGGCUGCAGGUCAGAGCUCCACCAUGACAGGAACCUACUCAGGCCAGUUUGUCAUGGAGGGCUUCUUGAACCUGCGCUGGUCUCGUUUCGCUCGGGUCUUACUCACUCGGUGUCUGGCCAUCACGCCAACACUCUUCGUCGCCAUUUUCCAGGACGUGCAAAGACUCACCGGGAUGAACGACUUCCUCAACGUGCUCAUGAGUCUGCAGCUGCCCUUCGCACUGAUCCCCAUCCUCACCUUCACCAGUUUACCCUCUCUCAUGAACGACUUUGCCAACGGACUGUUCUUUAAGGUCAGCGGCGGUCUGGCUGUGUUGGGCGUUUGCUGUAUAAACAUGUACUUUGUGGUGGUGUAUGUAACGCAGCUGGGCAGUGUGUGGCUCUAUGUGCUCGCGGCCUUCCUCUCUGUCCUCUAUCUCAUCUUCGUGGGAUACCUGACGUGGUUGUGUCUGAUCGCCCUGGGACUGUCCUUUUUGGAUCCAAUGAGAAACACAGCAGUGAGCACCAGUAUUCUGCUGGAGCGCCCCCUGGAGUCUGAGUCCUGACACUGCACCUGAAUGAGGAGAAUGGACCUUUGCAUUUGAACGGACCAGUGUACACGUAGUCCUGGUUUAGUCCUGGUUUAGUCCUGGUUUAGUCCUGGUUUAGAUCUGCUUUAGUCCUGGUUUAGUCCUGGUUUAGAUCUGCUUUAGUCCUGGUUUAGUCCUGGUUUAGUCUUACUUUUGACCUGGUUUAGUCCUGGUUUAACUCUGGUUUAGUCCUAAUUUAGUCCCAAUUUAGAUCUGGUUUAGCCCUAGUUUAAAUCUGCUUUAGUACUGGUUUAGUCCUGGUUUAGUCCUGAGUUACAUCUGGUUUAGUCCUGGUUUAGUCCUGAGUUACAUCUGCUUUAGUCCUAGUUUAGUCCUGGUUUAGUCUUACUUUUGACCUGGUUUAGUCCUGGUUUAGCUCUGGUUUACUCCUAAUUUAGUCCCAGUUUAGAUCUGGUUUAGCCCUAGUUUAAAUCUGCUUUAGUACUGGUUUAGUCCUGGUUUAGUCGAGGUUUAGAGCAGGACCUUUGUAUCUGAGCAGACCUGUGUACUGACUGUCUGAAAUCCUGAAGCCAAUCAUCAUACCCGCUGUAGACCUGGUUCAGUCCUUGUUCAGUUCUUGUUUAGUCGGCGUUCAGUCUUGCACAUGAUGGACCACAUGAAAAUUAGGAUUAAACCUGCCAGGAUUAGACCAGAACCAAACCUGGGCUAGAUCAGGACCAAUCUAACUCUGCAUUAGGACCUGGUAAAGAGCUAUUUAGUCCUGGUUUAGUCUUCACAUACAUUUCAUCAUUCAAACAGUCUGUAGCUUCCAACAGUAUUGAGUUAUUUAUCAAACCUAACCUAAUCUAAGUGAAAGUGUUUUUACAUGUGUAUUUAUGGUGUAAUCUGUGUUGUUACCACAGGGGGGCAGUGCAGGCCUCAUCGGAGUCAUAUUACACUUGACUGUGACAUGUUUAACCCACGUGAGGAGCUCGUGCUGUUUUUACACAAACUCAAAUCAAACAGGAUCAAAAUCUAACCACUAACCACAGCGUAUUAGUUUACAGACAGAUAAGUAUUUUGUAUUAUUUCAAAUUCAAAUCCUCAGAGUCUCCACCCUUUGCUUUGUUGACAGUGCUGCAAACCCUUGGCCUUCUCUCAAUGAGCUUCUUGAUGAAGUCUCCUGAAAUGGUUUUCACUUCACAGCUGUGCUGCGUCAGGGUCAAGAAAUGCCAAAAGGGUAAAGCAGUGAUCAAAGCAAAGGGUAAAGGCUGUUUUAAAAAAUGUAAAAACAAGUCUGGAGUUAUUUUGAGUGUAUCUUUUUGUUUACUACAUUACACAUGUGUCAUUCAUAGUUUUGAUACUUCAAUCUACAAUGUAAAUAAUCCUGGAAAUAAACAAGAAAAAUAAA
Molecule: messenger RNA, 3296 nt
Organism: Periophthalmus magnuspinnatus
Lineage: Eukaryota; Metazoa; Chordata; Actinopteri; Gobiiformes; Gobiidae
Product: natural resistance-associated macrophage protein 2-like
Exons: 16
Coding region: 173-1921 (582 amino acids)
Biological process (GO): metal ion transport
Cellular component (GO): plasma membrane
Molecular function (GO): manganese ion transmembrane transporter activity; cadmium ion transmembrane transporter activity; iron ion transmembrane transporter activity
Source: RefSeq, a predicted model, not a curated record